CGUGCACUGAACACACGUGUGACUACAGGAAGAUGGAGAAUGUAACAGAAGGGACAUGGGACACUUUACCGGACAGAUUACAUGACAAAAUACGGAAAACUCUCCGAGAACUGAACUUCAGUCACAUGACCCCGGUACAGUCUGCGACUAUUCCUCUGUUUAUGGGCAACAAAGACAUUGCUGCAGAAGCGAUAACCGGAAGUGGCAAGACUUUGGCCUUUGUAAUCCCACUUUUGGAGAUACUGCUAAGGAGAGAAAUAAAGCUAAAGAAAAAUCAGGUUGGUGCUAUAAUCAUUACCCCAACCCGUGAGCUUGCUAUACAGAUUGAGGAGGUGCUGUCACAUUUCACAAAACAUUUUCCUCAAUUCAGCCAGAUCCUCCUCAUUGGGGGUAGUAAUCCAGUUGAAGAUGUAAAGAAACUGAAAGAACAUGGUGGAAACAUCAUUGUGGCUACACCUGGUAGGUUAGAAGACAUGUUCCGUCGACAGGCCGAAGGGCUGGAUUUGGUCAGCAGUGUCAAGACCCUGGAUGUUCUUAUUUUGGAUGAGGCUGACAGACUUCUGGAUAUGGGGUUUGAAGCCAGUCUAAACACUAUAUUGGACUACCUACCAAAGCAAAGGAGAACAGGACUUUUCUCAGCUACACAAACCCAGGAAGUUGAGAAUCUUGUACGAGCUGGAUUGCGCAAUCCUGUUCGAAUCGCUGUAAAGGAGAAAGGGGUGGCAGCCACUUGCACGCAGAAAACACCAACCAGGCUACAAAAUUACUACAUGAUUUGUAAAGCAAAUGAAAAGUUUAAUUAUCUUGUGAGUUUUCUACGCCAGAGGAAACAAGAGAAGCAUUUAGUAUUUUUCAGUACCUGUGCUUGUGUGGAGUAUUAUGGGAAAGCUCUGGAAGCAUUUAUAAAGAAUGUCAAAGUUAUGAGCAUUCACGGCAAGAUGAAACAUAAACGAAAUAAGAUCUUCACAGAGUUCCGAAAGUUAGAAAGUGGUAUAUUGGUGUGUACAGAUGUAAUGGCAAGAGGUAUUGACAUUCCAGAAGUAAACUGGGUUAUACAAUAUGAUCCUCCUAGCAGUGCCAGUGCCUUUGUACAUCGUUGUGGACGCACAGCACGAAUUGGUCAUCAUGGCAGUGCACUUGUGUUUUUUGCUUCCUAUGGAAGAGUCCUAUGUCAGUUUUCUGUCUAUUAAUCAAAAGUGCCCGCUGCAGGAAAUGGCAGAACUAAACUGCACAGUUGACCAUCUGCCAAAACUUAGGUCCAUGGCACAGGGUGAUCGGGCAAUGUUCGAGAAAGGCAUGAAAGCUUUUGUGUCUUAUGUGCAAGCCUAUGCUAAACAUGAAUGCAACUUAAUAUUCAGAGUGAAAGAUUUGGACUUCUCAGCUCUUGCACGUGGCUUCGCUCUGCUGAAAAUGCCUCGCAUGCCAGAAUUGAGAGGAAAGAACUUCUCAGACUUUGUUCCCAGUUCUAUCGAUACAAACUCUAUCCCUUAUAGAGAUAAAAACCGAGAAAAGCAGAGACAAAAAAUGAUGCAGGAGAGGAAGGAGAAGCAGGAUGAAGAUGGCGGAAGGAAAAAUUUUGCCAAGAACAAAGCCUGGUCCAAACAGAAAUUACGCAAAGCUAAAAAGAAGAAAAAAUGGCUCUUAAGAGGAAACAUGAAGAGGGCUCUGAUAUAGAUGAUGAGGAUGUGGAUGAGCUGCUUCAUGAUACCAGGUUGCUGAAAAAGUUGAAGAAGGGAAAAAUUACUGAGGAAGAAUUUGAGAAGCAGCUAACAUCAACUGCAGGAGCCAAGGGUGAAUCUGACAUCUCGGACUGA
Staurois parvus is the source of this 1814-nucleotide messenger RNA. The record is from the annotation of a GenBank genome assembly. Lineage: Eukaryota; Metazoa; Chordata; Amphibia; Anura; Ranidae.